UAUCAAAUGCUGAACUUAUACGGCUCGGUUCGUUUAAUGUUCUCUUUUAUUUAGUUAUAGCUAUCAGUUUAUUACGUUGCCGUCUCACACGUCUGUAAGUCUAGUUAUAAUUGAAUGAAAUAAUUAAUCUUUACUAGAAUAUUAAUUGUGACUAAAACGUACCAAUUAACAAAACAAAUCAUGGAAAUCAAAGUUUUUGUCAUAUUUCUUUCGCUGGUAAUAGGUGUUAACUGCAUUCAAAGAAAUGUUCAGUUUGCAAAGGAUAAUGCUGUUUCGGGCUUCAAAUGUUCAGCUACGGAACAAAUUGGUGAUGUAAUUCUGACACUGACCAUUCAAAUGUGCACGAGCGUGUGCGCUGGUACCGAUGGCUGCAAGUCGGUAUUUUACACGCGUUAUGAGUGCGUAAGAUGCCGUUCUCGAUACAGGAAGGCUAGUGAUGCAAGACUACUUCCGAUGGUGGGAAGCGUCAGCUACAAAACCGUUGUGCGGUGUAAUCCGGGAUGGCUGUCGUUCCUGGACUCGUGCUAUCUGAGGAAUUCGUCAACAAAGAUGACAUUUGAUCAAACGAAGGAUUAUUGCUCGAGUCUUGGUGUUAAUGCGCACGUCCUGUAUAUUGAUUCGGACGAGGAAAAAGAUGUCGCUUCAAACGUUCUGCAAGCAAUCGGACAGGUUUGGAUAGGCAUACACUUGAAAGAUGGAAGCUGGAUCUCGUCCAUUGACGACACAUCGGUUGCGUAUUUUAAUUGGGCGUUGGGUGAGCCAAAUAAUGUGGAAAACAAAGAACAUUGCGCUCUCACGGAUGAAAAUGUCCUAUGGCGAUGGAUAGAUUUUCCGUGUACCGAUCCAAACCAUGCCGUCUGUGAAAUAGACAUGUAGUUAAAUUUGUACACAAACUUGUACCUACAGUGCGCGCAACCAUCAUGAAAGCUGAUAAAUGCAUACUUCAUUGAGGACCUCUUCUCUGCCGACUGCGUUUGACAGUUUUUUACUCGAAGCAGGCGUUGUCAUGGAUAACAAAGCGUUAAUAUCAUCGACAACCAAGAAAACUUGAUCGCUGCGUGUUAAUUAUUUCCUUAUGAUUUUACGUAAAUUGGUUAGAUUAAACGCAUGUUUGCUAUUAAUGACCCCUAAAGUAUCAGCCCAUUAUUGAUUAGCUCAUGUUUAAAUCCUGGUCAUGUCUAUUGAUCAUGUCUAUUGGUCAUGUCUAUUGGUCAUGUCUAUUGGUCAUGUCUAUUGGUCAUGUCUAUUGGUCAUAUAUAUUAGUCAUGUCUAUUGGUCAUGUCUGUUGGUCAUGUCUAUUGAUCAUGUCUAUUGGUCAUGUCUAUUGGUCAUGUCUAUUGGUCAUGUCUAUUGGUCAUGUCUAUUAGUCAUAUAUAUUAGUCAAGUAUAUUGGUCAUGGCUAUUGGUCAUGUCUAUUGGUCAUGUCUAUUGGUCAUGUCUAUUGGUCAUGUGUAUUGGUCAUGUCUGUUGGUCAUAUAUAUAUAUUAGUCAAGUAUAUUGGUCAUGGCUAUUGGUCAUGUCUAUUGGUCAUGUCUAUUGGUCAUAUAUAUUAGUCAAGUAUAUUGGUCAUGGCUAUUGGUCAUGUCUAUUGGUCAUGUCUAUUGGUCAUUUAUAUUGGUCAUGUCUAUUGGUCAUGGCUAUUUGGCAUGUCUACUGGUCAUAUAUAUUAGUCAUGUCUAUUGGUCAUGUCUAUUGGUCAUGUCUAUUGAUCAUGUCUAUUGGUCAUGUCUAAUGGUCAUGUCCAUUGGUCAUGUCUAUUGGUCAUGUCUAUUGGGCAUGUCUAUUGAUUAUGUCUAUUGGUCAUGUCUAUUGGUCAUGUCUAUUGGUCAUGUCUAUUGGUCAUAUAUAUUAGUCAUGUCUAUUGGUCAUGUCUAUUGGUCAUGUCUAUUGGUCAUGUCUAUUGGUCAUGUCUAUUAGUCAUAUAUAUUAGUCAAGUAUAUUGGCCAUGGCUAUUGGUCAUGUCUAUUAGUCAUGUCUAUUGGUCAUGUCUAUUGGUCAUAUAUAUUAGUCAAGUAUAUUGGUCAUGGCUAUUGGUCAUGUCUAUUGGUCAUGUCUAUUGGUCAUAUAUAUUAGUCAAGUAUAUUGGUCAUGGCUAUUGGUCAUGUCUAUUGGUCAUGUCUAUUGGUCAUGUCUAUUGGUCAUGUCUAUUGGUCAUGUCUAUUGGUCAUGGCUAUUUGGCAUGUCUACUGGUCAUGUCUUUUGGUCAUGUCUAUUGGUCAUGUCUAUUGGUCAUGUCUAUUGGUCAUGUCUAUCGUUCAUGUCUAUUGGUCAUGUCUAUUGGUCAUGUCUAUUGGUCAUAUAUAUUUGUCAUGUCUAUUGGUCAUGUUUUUUGGUCAUGUCUAUUAGUCAUGUCUUAAUCGUGGUCAUGUAUACUGGUCAUGUCUAUUGAUUAUAUAUUUCGGUCAUGUUUAUUGAUCAUGUCUAUUGGUCAUAUAUAUGAGUCAUGUCUAUUGGUCAUGGCUAUCGGUCAUGUCUAUUGUUUAUGUCUAUUGGUCAUUUCUAUUGGUCAUGUCUAUUGGUCAUGUCUAUUGGUAAUGUCUAUAUGUCAUGUCUAUUGGUCAUGUCUAUUUGUCAUGUCUAUUGGUCAUGUUUAUUGGUCAUGUCUAUUGGUCAUGUCCAUUGGUCAUGUCUAUUGGUGAUAUGUAAAUCCCACUACGAAUUUUUAGACACCAAAUUUCAGCUCAGCCAAUUUUGCAGGAUGAUUUUUUUUUUUAGAAUUUUGAUUUUCUUAAAACAAAUGCUGUAUUCAUAUAAACAUAGAACGAUCACUAUUAUCAAUAGAAGAAUGGUUGAGUUGUUUUUGCUAAGGAAAUUUCUGAAGAGAUGCGUGGCUCUUUUUGGUUUUUACUUUUACUUUUCAAUUUAUGAUGUGAUGUUGUUGUUUGUUAUUUUUUCUUUUAUAUUAUAUAAAUAUAUUGCGUAUAUAGCUUGCAUUUUUAUAUUUAUUCAACUUACUUGGCGAUAACAACAAUAAAAUAACUAUAAUCAAUAACACCUUUACCAAUUUGCACGACCGAACUUAUUUUCGAAAGAUUGAGUUGUUAUCGAAAUAUUAUCGAAAUAAGUUUUCAUUGAUUUCUAUUGGUACACGUUUUACAUCAUGAAGUUUCGUAUUGAUCUAUACCUUGCCAAUGUUUGUUUACACAACUUGUUCAUAGACGUUUAAUGUACUGUGUAUACGCAUAUCUAUGAAAUAAAUACUUAAUAUACCACCAACUUGCAUUAUUUAAUUGUAAUCACCCGUUGAUCAGUUUUCAUUUUUCUUUUACCUUAAACUUCAUACAAGCCGUACACAUUUUUUUGCUGUUGUAUUAUUCUCAUUGAAGUAAAUUGUUUCCUCCGCGAAACUAAAUAUUUUCAUAACAUGAAUGUAUUAACGAUAAGGCUGAACUGUAUUGUUAAAAAAUGAAUUAAGAAAGAUCCAGCGUUAACACAGAGAUUAAUUCCAAAACUGAACUACCAUGUUUGUUUAAUUUUUUUAUGAAAACUUAGAAUAAAAAAGGUCUAAUAAAACAUGCCAGUCAUACGACAUUCCUUUAAAAUCAUUUUUAAUGUAGAGUUUGGUUUAAUGAAAUGAGAGGUACAUCAUUCACUUUAUAUCAUGUACUUAUCUAUAUAAGGGAAAUACGUUUCGUAUUUUGUUUUAUAUUUCUAACUAAUAAACACGUCUUAAAGAAAAUA
Dreissena polymorpha is the source of this 3681-nucleotide messenger RNA. Its product is annotated as C-type lectin BfL-2-like. The record is from RefSeq and is a predicted model, not a curated record. The transcript is spliced from 4 exons. Bases 181 to 876 code for a protein of 231 amino acids. Gene Ontology annotation, molecular function: signaling receptor activity. NCBI's taxonomy places the organism in Eukaryota, Metazoa, Mollusca, Bivalvia, Myida, Dreissenidae.